ACCGGCAGUACCGCCACGAUUCUGCAGGAAGUUGCGAUUCCUUAUAUGAACAGCAGCACCUGCUUCGGGGCAAAACACUAUAAUUCGCUGAAAGCGCCAAAUUUGAUUUGUGCCGGAUUCGAGAGUGGAGGAAAAAGCACUUGUCAGGGCGACAGCGGCGGCGCGUUGGCAUGCCGUCACAAGGACGGCAAGUUUUAUGUGCACGGCAUUACCAGUUUCGGUGUUACGUGCGCCAGUGCCAAGCAUCCGCCUGCGUUUACACAAGUCACUCGCUAUUUGGAUUGGAUUAUUGCACACAUGAAAUGA
Molecule: messenger RNA, 306 nt
Organism: Soboliphyme baturini
Lineage: Eukaryota; Metazoa; Nematoda; Enoplea; Dioctophymatida; Soboliphymatidae
Source: the annotation of a GenBank genome assembly